Capsaspora owczarzaki ATCC 30864 is the source of this 2343-nucleotide messenger RNA. RefSeq lists its product as hypothetical. The record is from RefSeq and is a predicted model, not a curated record. The transcript has 6 exons. Bases 13 to 2229 code for a protein of 738 amino acids. Lineage: Eukaryota; Filasterea; Ministeriida; Capsasporidae. Gene Ontology annotation, biological process: mitotic cell cycle.
CAACAACCCCAGAUGGAGAGUCGAGCACUGAGCCGCCGCUCCGCGGUCCAGCAGGAGUGCAAGCGCUGCCACCAGAAGAUGGGCCACCUCGAUCGGGCUGCGUUCUCUGCACACGUUGAAACAUGCACAGGCAAGCAGCCAAAGCCAACGCGUCUGCCAGCUGCAGCUCGCGCGGAACCGGCAACGCCGACAAAGCCAGCCGCCGAGGACGAUGCACCACCAUCCGACGCGACGCGCGAGGUGUUUGGCAGCCCAGCAAAGGCGGUUCAGAACACGUACGGCUCUGCCAAAGGGCGGACACCCGUGUCCAGCGCAGCUCUUGCCUUUGAUGCGCUCGUGCAAAGUCCUGGCGCUGGUGGUUCCUCCGCCAAGCCACUGGAACAUGUUGCUGCGGCAGUCUCUGUCGUGGAUGCUGCAGGCGCAGCCGAAAACGAAGAUGCGGAAGACGAGAGCGAUCGUUUGCAAAUCAUCCUCGGAAACCUCGGCGCAAAGAUUACCCCGCGUGUCAUCGUCGGCCAAACGACCCAUCUCGUUUUCCGCUCUGGGCAAAAGGGCUGGCUGAGGCAAGCUACAGAAAACGCAAUUCCCGUCGUCACACCAGAGUGGGUGUAUGCUUGCGAGUCGGGUAACUUGGUCGCCGACACGGACCAGUACCGUGCACCUGACGCCGCCCACCUCGCUGGAACCAAAACGGCAGUUUCCAAUGCGACAAUGCCACCGACGAGCAACGCUGCCUCCGCUCCUGGUCAACCGAGCGACGAAUCAACCCCACCGAGCGACGAAUCAACCCCACCGAGCGCUCCCUCCAGCUCCAAGACCGCAGCAGCAGCGCUUACUUCGCUUCGAGUUGUCACAGUCCUGGAUGCUCUCGACGAUGCCCCGCAGAGCAUUGCACAAGUGCGUGGUCAAGAGGAGCAAGUGGAGAAAGUCGGCGACCAGGAGAACAACGAUCCCGCAGAGUCGAGCAAGCUUGCCACCCCUCCAAAGCGUGGUCGAGGCCGUGGCAAGGCAGCUCCUACAAACGCUGUUGCAGAGCAACCAUCACCGGUACCCAUCAAUAGCACAAGCGACGGCGCAAACGAGGAGGUCGCACCCCAGCCCGCCUUUGGUGACGAUACUCCGAGCAAAAGCCCCCGCGGUCGAAAGCCCAAGGGUUCUGUGACCUUUGCUGAUGCUCCUGUCGUUGCGGACAAGACGAGUGUCCCGUCUACCGCUUCUCCAAUGCAAGUGGAUGACGUGCAGCAGACGCCAACAACAGGUGUCAAACCCCCGAUCAAAGUGGUCGAGUCCCCAGCAGCUGCGGAGGCCUCUACAUCUGGCUCGUCCCCUCGUACCGCUCAGCGGGCGCGAAAGCAGACGCAGAUGCAAACAACCCCCGACAGCGGAGACUCAAAGAAAGCGGUAGCGGCACGCGCCCGAGCCGCCUCCGCUGCUGAAUCUCAAGCUGACGAAGUCCCCGCUGAGCCAGCAAGCUCAAUCUCUCCAGUUGGCGUGUCUGCGCGUGGCACGCCUCGGCGAAAGGCUGCCUCCAAGAGCUCUAUUGUCGAAUCGGACGAGGUUGAACAUGUCUCUCCGAGCAAACGAACUCAGCCCCAGCUUUCUCCUGCCAAUGUUCGCCGACCUCGUCUGGAGCACAGCAUUGCUCUGACCAGCCUGGAUCAAGAAAUCCGCGACACAAUCGAGGCUGGCAUCGCUCACCUCGGAGUGUACGAGCUGACUGAUGAUGUGCGCUUUGACACAACGCACGUUGUGGUGGGUGAAGCCCGACGAACACUCGCCGUGUACAAGGGUCUGGUGGCUGGGUGCUGGAUUGUGAGCCCUGACUGGGUUUUGCAGUCCAUUGAGGCCGGCUCGUGGAUUUCCGAAGAGCCCUUCGAGAUGGAGCGCGCCUUUGAGUUUGCGCCAGUCUACCGCCUCGAACAGUCCACAACUCACGACGAGGAAGGUGAACCCGAACCGCGAUUGUUUCAAGGGCUGCGAGCGUUCAUCUCCAUCGAGUGCAACCCUCCCCGCAAGGAGCUGGCCGCCAUUGUUUCUCUUGGAGGCGGCGAGGUGGUGGACAAACUCGAAGAUGCUUCUGCUUGCAUCGGACCGACCUCUGCUCGUAUUCCCUCGAAAUGCGUCCAUCUCAAAGAGGCUUGGUUGUUGGACUCUGUUCUCAACCACAAGAUUCUUCCGCAGUCGCCGGCGGAGUUUCGAGAAAAGGUCGCGACCGAAAUGUUCCUGUAGAUACAUGACUGCUGAAACUUCUGUUUUUAAAAGAAAAAAUGCUCGUGCUUUUUUAAGAUGCCUGAAACAAAUGACAACCGAUAUUCCAAAUCAAACUACAAUAUUUGCCGACGA